Molecule: messenger RNA, 1841 nt
Organism: Leptidea sinapis
Lineage: Eukaryota; Metazoa; Arthropoda; Insecta; Lepidoptera; Pieridae
Product: zinc finger protein 665-like
Exons: 1
Coding region: 418-1821 (467 amino acids)
Biological process (GO): regulation of transcription by RNA polymerase II
Cellular component (GO): nucleus
Molecular function (GO): DNA-binding transcription factor activity, RNA polymerase II-specific; RNA polymerase II transcription regulatory region sequence-specific DNA binding
Source: RefSeq, a predicted model, not a curated record
CAACUAGGAGUCAGUAAUGAGCUAUACAAUAAAAAAAACGCAGAAAUAUCCCUUCCGUGCAAUAAGAGUGGAAAUACGUUCAAUCACUCUGUUGAUUUGAAGAUAACAAAGAUAUCAAUUCCAGAAAAAGAGCCGCAAUCAAAUAAUGUAACUGGAGCUGCUAGAGCUUCUUUGUCCAAUCAAUCUGACCUGGACGGACAUAACGGAUUAGAUGCAGAUAAAAAGUCUCAUCCCGAUAAUAUUAAUGGUCCAACACACAAUUCAUUUAGCGAAUCGAAGAUAGAAAAUAAAAGAUGUACAGAUAAAAAGUCGAAUGCCACCACAUUCGGUGAAACGUACAAUGAAUCUAUAGAAUUGGACAAACAUAACAAUAUAUAUCAAGAUAAUAAGGCUUAUUCUUAUAAUAUUAAUGGUACAAUGCCCACACAGUUUGGUGGUUUGAAGGAACAUAAUACAAUACAUAUAAAUGAAAUUUGUCACUCCAGUGAUGAUAGCGGAACAAAAACCAGUGAUUUAAAGCGACGAAAAUGUCAAUACGCUGGUGAUAAACCUUACUUGUGUAAUGUUUGUGGUAAGAGUUUCCGUGUAUCUGGUAAAUUGAACAUCCAUAACAGAAUACAUACUGGUGAUAAACCUUACGGUUGUAAUGUUUGUGGUAAGAGAUUCCGUGAUUCUGGAACUUUGAAGACACAUACAAGAACACAUACAGGUGAUAAACCUUACUCUUGCAAUAUUUGUGGUAAAAGUUUCAAUCAAUCUGGUAAUUUGAAUAAACAUAAAAGAAUACAUACAGGUGAUAAACCUUACUCGUGUGAUAUUUGUGAUAAGAGUUUUAAUCGAUCUGGCAGUUUGGAGAAUCAUAAAAUAAUCCACACCAGUGAUAAACCUUUCGCAUGCAAGGUUUGUGGUAAGAGUUUCAAUCAAGCUUGUGCUUUGAAGAGUCAUGAAAGAUUACAUACAGAUGAUAAACCUUACGCGUGUAAUGUUUGUGAUAAAAGUUUCAGCCAAUCUGGUAGUUUGAAGAUACAUAAAAGAACACAUACAGGUGAUAAACCUUACUCUUGCAAUAUUUGUGGUAAACGUUUCUAUCAAUCUGGUAAUUUGAAAAACCAUAAAAUAAUACAUUCCAGUGAUAAACCUUACUCUUGCAAUGUUUGUGGUAAGAGUUUUAAGCGAUCUGGAAAUUUUAACAGUCAUAAAAGAAUACAUACUGGUGAAAAACCUUACUCGUGUAAUAUUUGUGAUAAGAGUUUCAGUGAAUUUGCUAAAUUGAGGAACCAUAACAGAAUACAUACCGGUGAUAAACCUUACGCGUGUAAUGUUUGUGGCAAGAGUUUCUAUCAAUCUGAUCAUUUGAAGACACAUGAAAGAACACAUACAGAUGAUAAACCUUACUCUUGCAAUAUUUGUGGUAAGAGUUUCUAUCAAUCUGGUCAUUUGAAGAGCCAUAAAAUAAUACAUACAGAUAAUAAACCUUACGAGUGUAAUGUUUGUGGUAAGAGUUUCAGACAUACUGCUACUUUGAGGACACAUAAAAGAAUACAUACUGGUGAUAAGCCUUACUCGUGUAAUAUUUGUGGUAAGAGUUUUAGUGAAUCUGGUAAUUUGACGAAGCAUAAAAUAAUACAUACAGAUGAUAAACCUUACGCGUGUAAUAUUUGUGGUAAGAGUUUCAAUACAUCUGGUACUUUGAAAACACAUAAUAGAAUACAUACUGGUGAUAAGCCUUACUCGUGUCAUAUUUGUGGUAAGAGUUUUAGUGAAUCUAGUAAAUUGACGAAGCAUAAAAGAAUACAUACAGUUGAUAAACCUUAUGCGUGAAAUGUUUGUGGUAAGAGUUU